Molecule: messenger RNA, 454 nt
Organism: Cucurbita pepo subsp. pepo (vegetable marrow)
Lineage: Eukaryota; Viridiplantae; Streptophyta; Magnoliopsida; Cucurbitales; Cucurbitaceae
Product: small ribosomal subunit protein eS28z/eS28y
Biological process (GO): maturation of SSU-rRNA; ribosomal small subunit assembly; translation
Cellular component (GO): cytosolic small ribosomal subunit; ribosome
Molecular function (GO): structural constituent of ribosome
Source: RefSeq, a predicted model, not a curated record
GUUCCUCUCCAAUCUCAUCACCUCUAUUCAUUUAAGAAAUGGAAUCCCAAAUCAAACACGCUUUGGUGGUCAAAGUAAUGGGUAGAACUGGAUCAAGAGGGCAAGUGACACAAGUGAGAGUUAAGUUUCUCGACGAUCAGAAUCGAUACAUCAUGAGGAAUGUCAAGGGACCUGUGAGGGAAGGUGACAUUCUUACUCUACUAGAGUCUGAGAGAGAAGCCAGGAGGUUGCGUUGAUGAUGCCAUGUUCCCGGUUCUCGUGUUACAGUUACCGAUGAUUUUCCCUCUCAUCAUAAUACAACUCGAAUGAUGUUUGCUAUCAAUUUUCGCAUGUUUUCAGAAAUCUGGUUUUUGGUUACUGGCAUGUUGUCUCAAACCUUAGAUUUUAAGGUAGAAUGUUUGAACUGGAUGAGAUAAUUUAUUUGAAAAGUCAAAUGAUUUAAUUAUUCUAUCUC